Molecule: messenger RNA, 3345 nt
Organism: Lepidothrix coronata (blue-crowned manakin)
Lineage: Eukaryota; Metazoa; Chordata; Aves; Passeriformes; Pipridae
Product: lymphocyte antigen 6E-like
Exons: 3
Coding region: 1-363 (120 amino acids)
Molecular function (GO): acetylcholine receptor inhibitor activity
Source: RefSeq, a predicted model, not a curated record
AUGCGAUACGUGCCGUGUCUCUUUUCUCUUGCAGCCCACACACUCAUCUGCUUUUCGUGCUCUGAUGCCUCCUCCAACUGGGCCUGCCUGAAGCCUGUCAAGUGUGGGGAGAAUGAGAACCACUGCGUGACGACGUACGUCGGAGUGGGACUCGGCGGCAAAUCCGGCCAGUCCAUCUCCAAGGGCUGCUCCCCCAUCUGCCCCAGCGCCGGGAUCAACCUGGGAAUCGCGGCCGCCUCCGUCUACUGCUGCGAUUCCUUCCUGUGCAACAUCAGCGGCUCCAGCGGCGUCCGGGCCAGUUCCACCCUCCUGGCCCUGGGGAUCCUCGUGAGCUUCUUCUUCGUCCUCCGGGCUCGAGAGUGACGGGGUUGGCCGAGGCAGAGCCACCUCCUGGAGGCCCCCUCAUGGGUCUCACCAGCCAAUAUCUUCUCUGUCGCUGUCUGCAAGGAGAUCCUCCACUUCUCAGCGGGCUUCCGAGGCCGUCGUUUCCCAGACUUUCUGCUCUUCCAAGCGUCGGAGCCGUGGGCGGUUCAGCCGAGCUGUUUUCUCUCUCUCUCUCUCUUCCCGUGGACAAACCCCGCUGCGUCCUCGCACCUCCUUGGCCAAGGUGGAUCGUUUUGGAAGGGUUUUCUGCUUUUCUACCUAAUAAAUAACCUCCCCCCUCGUUUCUAAGGUCGGUUAAAAGCAGGCUGGGACUCGCCAAGAUUAACCCCCCACAGCACCACCAGGUGAAGAGCUCAGACUUUCCUGCCUCUCUCCUGGCUCCAGCACGUGGGUGGCACCACGGGCUUUGGGAAUGCAUGAUCCAAAGGGAGACACAUUCCUGGCCCCCCCUCCCACCCCCUUGCAGCUGCAGUCUGUCUUUUUAUAGAAUAAUUUCGUUUCUUCUGAAUCCUGGGCUGACUUUUUCUGGAAAAAGAGUGACCUGUACCUUGUCCUUCUCAGCUCUGUAAGUGCCAGACCUGAAUAAACAUGCUCCUGUUGGUACCUACGGUGGGAUGUGUGCUGUGUUUCCUUGCCCCAGGCAGAGAUUAGGAAUUCUCUUAUGGAAAAUCCAAACCUUUGGGCCUCUCACCCUCCUGAGCAGCUUUUGAGAGCUUCAUUUCAACGUUCCCUUUCACCUCUGAGCAGCAAGUGCAUCUCUCCUCCCUGUUGCUGUCCUUGCUGAUUAACCCUCCUGGGCCUGCUUGCCUCAGCUCUCUCGGGAAUCGCUUUUUCCAGGUGAAUUUUAUUGAAAAAAUGCCAGGUUUUGAGGGCUGAAUCAACCCCAGUGGAGCAAACACAGCAGGAGCAGGACCUCUGGAAGUUCAUCUGCAUCUUACAAAGACUUGGUGCCUCAGUUUCCCCAACUUUGGACUUGUGAUGGUGAGAGACAACAACGCGGAUCCCUAAAAGAACCGGGUCUGUCUGCAAAAUUCAGUGGAGUCACAGGCCAAGAUCCCAAUAUUCAGAUCUCUGGACUUGACCUUCAAUGCCUGAUGGUGCACAUGGACCUACUGGGGGUGACUUCAUCUUUCCUGCUGUCCCCUCAGCUCCCAGGAUCUUCCCAGCAUUGCUCCUGGAAGUUCUGAGCUGUCCCACGGGAGAUUUGUCCUCCUGCCAUCUCUGUGUCAUCCGUCCUGCCUGCUUUGCUCACCUGUGGACCUGCCAGAUGCAAAACCAAGCCAAAAUUCAGCCUUAAAGUUCCAGUUGAAAGCUUGUUGUCACUUCCACUGGUUGAUCAGAGGUGCACUGGGGUUUUUUUUUCUUCUUUCUAGCAGCAAAAAUCAGGUGGUUGGCGCUCCUUGGCCCUGCCUUCCUUGUGGUUCUCCUGUUUUGUGUCAAAAUCCAACCUAAAGCUCCACACACUGUUCAAUUUUAUCUCUGUCCCCUCUUAAAUGAGUUGCUAAACAGCUUCUUUUGAAAGAUGGUGUAGAAAUAUUGGCAGCAGAGGUGGUUCCAUGGUUUUUAACCCCUCCUUCCCCCCGUGUUUUAAUUAAAUGACAUGUGUUAAUGACAGGCUUCCCGACAGGAGGGACCGGUCGUGAGGAUGUGACCUGCAAUUAAUGAGGAGUUUGGGAAGGAUGAAUCACAUGUGUGGGUCCUCAGAUGUGCCUUCCUCUGGGUCAAUCAUCCUCCCUCACCUCCUGGGACCUGCUGGGGCCAUGGGGCCCCACAAACCUCUGCUAUGCACGUGGAGCACAGGGAAAACUGGGGAAAAACUUCCUAAAAAUAAGGUGAACGUUCCCCAGCUUCCCUGUGCCUCGGCCUUCCUCCCAGGAGGGUUCCAAACCUCCUUGCUUGGGUUAAUUUGUUCCUCAGCACUUGGCUGUGACACCGAGGUGGCACCCAGGGUGCUCUGCCUUGAAAUGAUGGGGCUGUGACUCUUUUCUGGCCACCUGAUAACAGGUUUGGGGGUCGAUUUUGGACUUAAAACGCCUCUAAGAAAGAGCUAAACUUCAAGCCAUGAGCACAGCUGUGUCCUAAAGCCUGGCCAGUCCUUUAGGAGGCUCCUGAAGGUGCCAAACUGGACAAACCUGAAGCCACAAGAUCUGGUUGUCUCUUCCAAAAGCCAUUUCCUUCCUAUCUCAGCGUUCCAGGGGCUGCCGGUGCCAAGGAUUUGGUUCUGAAGGGGGGCAAAGGCUGGUGGGAGGAGCAUUCAGAGGCUGCUUAUCCCAUAAAAUAACAAUUUAUAUUAAUGACAUUGCCAGGGGACAGAGCUGAAGGUCGUUCACUAGUGGUUUUGAGCUAUAAAUGAUGGAUAAAUUGCAUAUUUUGGAGAUUUGUUUUCCCUCUUCGCUCCCUUUCUGUCUGCCCUCCUCAUGUGCUGUAAUCCUUAUGGAAAAAAGAGAUAUUUUCAGUUUUGAACACAUGUGCAAAGAUCUCUUUGACAGAUUAAAGUAUGUUUGAGAGAGGGAGGGUGUGACAGCUCAUCACAGUUUAAUCCUGAGCAUUUUAUCACCAAUUCUUCCAAACCUCCCAUUUUCUGCUCCUGCCACAGAGGGUUUUUUUUGCCCCCAAAAUCCCCAGAAUGAGAAUCCAUGUGAGAACCUCAGCUGUUGUAAAGCCCAGGAGGGGAAAAAGGCCUGAAAAUGGGCAGCUGAAGUGAUUAAAAACAUUAAUAAUAAGACAAUAAACAGGAAGAACCCGGCGUUUAUAAAGUGAUAAAACCUGUGGGUUGAUGAACCAAGUGCCGGAUUUGGAACUUGAGGGCCGUGGUGGGACAGCCCUGAAGUGCUUUGGAGGUGUUUAUGUGGACUUUGGAAUUAAGAGACAGAAAUCUGAGCGGAAAACUCGGAUAUUCACCUCUUCCUACAGGACAAGAGGUUACGAGGGGAGGCAGCUUUGCUCCCUAGAAGCCUAAAA